Coprinopsis cinerea okayama7#130 is the source of this 1332-nucleotide messenger RNA. RefSeq names its product mRNA guanylyltransferase. Gene Ontology annotation, cellular component: mRNA capping enzyme complex. The transcript has 10 exons. Bases 1 to 1332 code for a protein of 443 amino acids. Lineage: Eukaryota; Fungi; Basidiomycota; Agaricomycetes; Agaricales; Psathyrellaceae. Gene Ontology annotation, molecular function: ATP binding; mRNA guanylyltransferase activity; DNA ligase (ATP) activity. Gene Ontology annotation, biological process: 7-methylguanosine mRNA capping; DNA recombination; DNA repair. The record is from RefSeq and is a predicted model, not a curated record.
AUGUCAGUUCCUGAGCUCCCUGGACACCUCAUACCGCGACACUCGCCCCACGAAAGAUGGCUCAAGGGCCAUGUAGCCAGAAUGUGUGGCCUCGACCAUGAACGAUUUCCAGGUAGUCAACCUGUUAGUUUCUCUAGUAAAGACUUGCAGAAGCUAGAAUCACACGAUUUCUGGGUCUGCGAAAAGUCUGAUGGGAUCCGAGUCCUGUUUCUGGUCGUGUUAACGCCAGACCAACCGGAUGAGCAAGUUGUGUUUUUGAUUGACAGACACAACACCUAUCGCCAAAUACUCGGUUUCGUCUUCCCUCACCAUGAGAACCCGAGAAACUUGUUGAGGAACACCCUCAUUGACGGAGAGCUCGUGUUGGAUGUGGACCCAGUGACGAAGAAGGAAACUAUGUGCUUCCUCGCCUUUGAUUGUCUGGUUAUCGACGACCAGAACGUGAUGACCAAGACCCUCGACAAGCGCUAUGGGAGACUGCAAGAAUGGUGGUACAAACCCUACAUGCGCAUGCUUCGCGACCAUCCCCACACAGCCGAGACCCAACCCUUUGCGGUGAAAAUAAAAGACAUCAGCCUCUCUUACCACGUCGAAAAGGUCUUCAACGUCGACAUUCCUAACCUCCACCACGGCAACGACGGAUUGAUCUACACAUGUGUGAACACGCCUUACACACCGGGGACGGAUAACAAUAUUCUCAAGUGGAAACCUCCGUCGGAGAAUUCAAUCGACUUCAAGCUUGUACUCCGGUUCCCGCCUCUGGCCAGCAAUCCACGAGAACCAGACUUCCACGCCAAACCACUCUUCCUGCUUCAUAUCUGGUGCGGUGAUGACCGGGGUGUGCCACGAUACGAGCAGUAUGAUGACAUGUAUGUCGAUGACGAGGAAUGGGAGAGGAUGAAGCUCUCUGGCGAGCAAAUCGACGACAGGAUUGUUGAGGUGCAUUGGGAUUUCAACAUCAAUCGAUGGAGGAUGAUGAGGUUCAGAGACGACAAACCUCACGGCAACCACAAGAGUGUCGUUGACAAGAUCAUCAAUAGUAUCGCGGAUGGUGUGGAAAAGGAUGCUCUCCUCGCUCGCUCGACAGCUAUCCGGAAUGCCUGGAAGAUGCGACAAGGGCAGCCACCGGGACCACCUCCACAACAGGGACCACCUCUGCGGGGACCUCCACUGCAACAGCAGCAGCACCAUCAACCACCCCCACAACACCAGCAACAGCCGAAACGGCCACCUCUCGUUCCUCCUAACGUGGAGAUCCGCUAUGGUCCGUUGGCCAAGUCACCAUGGAGCAAGGUUGCUGGCCCGACCAUGAUUGCUGGGAUGAUGCGUUAG